Molecule: messenger RNA, 1869 nt
Organism: Scomber scombrus (Atlantic mackerel)
Lineage: Eukaryota; Metazoa; Chordata; Actinopteri; Scombriformes; Scombridae
Gene: slc24a2b
Product: solute carrier family 24 member 2
Exons: 9
Coding region: 1-1869 (622 amino acids)
Biological process (GO): long-term synaptic depression; intracellular calcium ion homeostasis; calcium ion transmembrane transport
Cellular component (GO): membrane
Molecular function (GO): calcium channel activity; calcium, potassium:sodium antiporter activity
Source: RefSeq, a predicted model, not a curated record
AUGGAUUUCAAGAUACCCAGAAGAAGUCACGACAUCAUGACUUCCUCCAGCUCAGCUCCUCUCCUGGGCCCUCACAGCAGCUGCACCAGGCACCACUACCUAGGCAUCAAGAGAAAGCUGAGGCCUGGACGUAUUAUGGGCUUUGUAAUCAGCCUGGUGGUGGCCUGCACAGUCUGUUCAUGGAGUGCCUUGUCAAUGGCCACAACACUAGCCAAGGAUGUGGGAUUGGAUGUUGAGGGCUCAGCAGAGGCAGCAGUGCCCCAAAGAACUCUUCUGGACCACCACAACAUCUCAGCCAUGGCAGAGAACACAAUGUUGGCCAUGCAAACAAGUGAACAAGAGAGUCACGGGGACUACCCAACGGACUACUUCAGCCUAGAAGACAGACGCCAGGGCUAUGUGGCGUUCCAUAUGUUUGGCAUGUUGUACAUGUUCAUAGCUUUAGCCAUUGUCUGCGAUGAGUUCUUUGUCCCUGCGCUCACUGUCAUCACAGAGAAGCUGGAGAUCUCUGAUGAUGUAGCAGGAGCCACCUUCAUGGCAGCAGGUGGCUCAGCCCCAGAGCUCUUCACCUCAGUCAUAGGAGUCUUCGUCUCCCACAGUAAUGUGGGUAUCGGAACCAUUGUGGGCUCAGCUGUCUUCAACAUCCUGUUUGUGAUUGGGAUGUGCGCCCUGUUCUCCAAAGAGGUGCUGAACCUCACCUGGUGGCCUCUGUUCAGAGACGUCUCCUUCUAUAUCAUUGGCCUGCUCAUGCUCAUCUAUUUCUUUCUGGAUAAUCAAAUCACGAUAUCUGAAAGUAUCAGCCUGCUUAGUUGUUACAUCUGCUACGUGACAUUCAUGAAGUUCAAUGCCAGUGUAGAAUUUUUCAUCAAGAGCAAGCUGGGCAGCAACCAGGUGGACGAGCUGGAGAGUGCACCAAAGGUAAAUGCUCCUGGAGAUGAUGAGAACAAGCUGACAGCCAAACCCAGGCUGCAGAGGGAAGGCAGCUGUGCUUCUCUACACAACUCACUGAUGAGAAACAGCAUCUUCCAGCUGAUGAUACACACUCUCGACCCCCUGAGUGAUGAAGGCCAUUUCAAAGAGAAAGCGUCAAUCCUUCACAAAAUGGCCAAGCAGAAGUGUAAAGAAGACGCUGCCAAUGGCAUAGCUGAUAAAAACAUUCCCAACAGUUCAAAUGUUGCAGUGGAAGUCACGCCACCCAUGAACGGUGUCGCAGGAGGAGAGGAGGGUGGUGAUGAGGAGGAGGAUGAAGACCAGCCUCUGAGCCUGGCCUGGCCCGACACCCUCAGGAAACAGAUCACCUACCUCCUCAUCCUGCCUAUUGUUCUUCCACUCUGGAUAACACUGCCUGACGUCAGGAGAGAGACCUCAGAAAGGUUCUUCCCCGUCACUUUCCUUGGCGCUAUCAGUUGGAUUGCGUUCUUCUCCUACCUGAUGGUGUGGUGGGCUCACCAGGUUGGAGAAACUUUCUGGAUCACAGAGGAGAUCAUGGGUCUGACCAUAUUAGCAGCCGGAACUUCAAUCCCUGACCUGAUCACCAGUGUGAUUGUAGCACGAAAAGGCCUCGGUGACAUGGCCGUGUCCAGCUCGGUGGGCUCUAACAUCUUUGAUAUCACUGUGGGCCUGCCAUUCCCGUGGCUCAUCUACAACAUUCUCAAUGACUUCAAGCCUGUACAGGUGAGCAGCAAUGGCUUGUUCUGCGCCAUUGUUCUUCUCUUCCUCAUGCUCCUCUUCGUCAUCAUCUCCAUCGCGGCUUGCAAUUGGAGAAUGAGCAAGCUGCUAGGCUUCUUCAUGUUUCUGCUCUACUUCUUCUUCCUCAUUGUCAGUGUAAUGCUGGAGGACAAAGUCAUUGUCUGCCCUGUUAGCAUCUGA